Stegostoma tigrinum is the source of this 11174-nucleotide messenger RNA. Its product is annotated as contactin-associated protein-like 5. The coding region runs from base 313 to 4251 and encodes 1312 amino acids. The record is from RefSeq and is a predicted model, not a curated record. The transcript has 24 exons. Lineage: Eukaryota; Metazoa; Chordata; Chondrichthyes; Orectolobiformes; Stegostomatidae.
GUGUGCGUGUCUCUCUCUCUUUCUGUACGCACAUGCAUUCAUUUAACCCAGCGGUCCUCCACAGUCUCUGCUUUCGUGUGUGACUUCCCUGCUGUUGGUGCAGGGGAACGUGUAGCGGUAAGAAGGCGUGAAUAGCAUUGCUUGUGUAUUUAUGCAAUAAAAAGGAAGAGGAAGAGGCAAAAAAAAGACAAACGGGAGUGGGGGAGGUGGCUGGAGGAGAGCGAAAGAGAGAGAGAGAGGAGGAAGGUGAUCAGAGGCGUGAUGCUAUGGUGAACAGGACAGAGUUACUGUUCUGAUCUCUCUCGUUCAAAAAUGGACUCAGGCGCUGUUCUCAAGCUCUUCACCUUAUAUCUGUUCUUCAAUCCGUGGCUGAUCAUCGCUACCGCUUAUUCCCAUAAUUGUGACAGUCAUCUGGUGUCUGACUUGCUUCAGUCAGCUUUCAAUUGCUCUUCCAAGUUCUCAAGCAGUCAUGGCCCUGGCUUUGCAAAGCUGAACAGGAGAGAUGGAGCUGGUGGAUGGUCACCCUUGGAAUCUGACAAAUACCAAUGGUUACAGAUGGACCUCGGUGAGAGAACAGAAAUCACUGCUAUCGCAAGCCAGGGCCGAUAUGGAAGCUCGGAUUGGGUGACACGCUAUCUAUUAAUGUUCAGCGAUACAGGAAGGAAUUGGAAGCAGUAUCGCCAGGAAGACAGCAUUUGGGCUUUCGUCGGAAACUCCAAUGCAGACACUGUCGUGCACAACAAGUUGCAAAACUCGAUCAAAGCCAGAUUCUUGCGGUUUGUUCCUCUUGAUUGGAAUCCUAAUGGAAGGAUUGGAAUGAGGGUUGAAGUUUAUGGCUGCUCUUACAAAUCGGAUGUUGCUGACUUUGAUGGGAAGAGCUCCAUGCUGUACAGAUUCAACCAGAAGAGUGUGACCACUGUAAAGGAUAUCAUCUCCCUGAAGUUCAAGACAAUGCAAAGUGAUGGAGUGGUUCUGCAUGGAGAGGGACAAAGAGGAGAUUACCUCACCCUGGAACUGAAGAAGGGCAAACUCUCAUUAGAGAUCAGUUUAGGUGACGCAGCACCUCAAGCAAUUAAUGGCCAUUCUUCUGUCAUACUGGGCAGUCUCCUUGAUGACCAACACUGGCAUUAUGUUGCAAUUGAACGUAAUAAAAAGCAAGUGAAUUUUACUGUGGAUGCAGACACACAACACUUCCAAGCCAAUGGGGAGUUUGAUGUCUUGGAUAUUGACUAUGAGCUGAGUUUUGGAGGGAUUCCAAUUCCAGGCAAAUCUGUGACAUUCCUCAGGAAGAACUUUCACGGCUGCAUUGAGAAUCUCUAUUACAAUGGGGUGAAUAUUAUUGAUCUGGCCAAGAGACACAAGCCUCCGAUACAUAUUGUGGGCAACGUGACAUUUUCCUGCACAGAGCCUCACAUUGUUCCGGUCACUUUUAUGACUUCCAGCAGUUUCUUGCAGCUGCCAGGAUCAGAUCAAAUGAAUGAAUUAUCUGUCAGCUUUCAAUUCCGUACCUGGAACAAGGAUGGUCUGCUGCUGUACACUGAGCUUCACAGAGCAUCUGGGGCACUGCAGAUUCACCUCAGUGACAGUAAACUACAAGUAACUGUUCAUAAAUCAUCGAGGAACCAAGCUGACAUUACUACAGGGAGCAAUCUGAAUGAUGGACAGUGGCACAUCAUCCAUUUGAGAGCCAGACGGAAUCGCGUCAGUGUCACGUUGGACGGCGAAACUGCCUCAACCGCUCACUCAACCAUACAAAUACGGAUGUAUUCAGGGAGCAGCUACUAUUUUGGAGGCUGCCCUGGAAGUGACAUUGAUGCUGGAUGUGCAAACACAGUUGGUGCCUUUCAAGGUUGUAUGCGACUUUUGUCAAUCGACAACCAGCUAGCCAACCUCAUUCAGGUGCAACAAGGCUUGCAAGGCAACUUCAGCGAUUUACAAAUAGACCUGUGUGGCAUCAUGGACAGGUGUUUGCCAAAUUACUGUGAGCACGGUGGAGAAUGCUCUCAGUCCUGGAGUACCUUCUACUGUCACUGCACAGGGACUGGCUAUACAGGAGCUACAUGCCAUAACUCCAGGUAUAAACAGUCCUGUGAGACGUACAAACACACAGGGAAUACAUCCGGCUUCUUUUCCAUUGAUCCAGAUGGCAGUGGUCCACAAAGACCUUUGCUCGUCUAUUGCAAUAUGACAGAAGAUAGAACCUGGACUAUAAUUCAACACAACAACAUGAAGGAAACCAAAUUACAUGGUUCUCCCAAUUACGACCAGCCUUACGUCACAUUGUUCAACUAUAGCGCCAAUAUGGAACAGCUGCGAACUAUGAUAGACCGUGCUGAGCACUGCGAGCAGGAGAUUGCCUACCACUGCAAGAACUCACGUCUCCUGAAUACACCUGAUGGCGCACCAUUGACCUGGUGGAUCGGGAGGACCAACGAGAAGCAAACUUACUGGGGAGGUUCGUCACCAGGCAUUCAGAAAUGUGCCUGCGGAUUGGAGGAGAGCUGCUUGGAUACCAAGUACCACUGUAACUGCGAUGCUGGCAAAGAUAAAUGGACUAAUGAUACGGGUCUUCUGUCAUACAAAGAUCACUUGCCUGUGACUAAGAUUAUUAUUGGAGACAUUAACAAGACAAGCGCCGAAGCCGCCUACAAGCUUGGGCCACUGCGUUGCCAUGGUGAUGGUAAUUACUGGAAUGCGGCAUCAUUCAACACUGAGUCCUCAUAUCUGCACUUCCCUACGUUCCACGGCGAGCUCAGUGCGGACAUUUCAUUCUUCUUCAAAACGACUGCUUCUUCGGGAGUUUUUCUAGAGAAUCUCGGAAUUAAGGACUUCAUAAGGAUAGAGCUGAACUCCCCAGUAGAAGUGCUGUUCUCAUUCGACGUGGGUAAUGGUCCAUCGGAGGUUAUUGUGAAGUCUUCCACCCAUCUGAACAACAAUCAGUGGCAUUAUGUCAGAGCGGAGCGAAAUAUCAAAGAGGCGUCUCUUCAAGUGGAUCACCUGCCAAGCAAGACUCAGGAGGCCCCAGAUGAUGGACACAUCCACUUACAGCUCAACAGCCAGCUAUUUGUAGGAGGAACUGCCUCAAGACAGAAAGGAUUCCUCGGAUGCAUCCGGUCCCUGCAACUAAAUGGAGUGACCCUUGACCUUGAGGAAAGAGCAAAAAUGACCCCAGGGGUGAAGCCAGGAUGCCCAGGACAUUGUAGUAGUUACGGGAACCUGUGCCACAAUGGGGGGAGAUGCAUCGAGAAAUAUAGUGGCUAUUCCUGCGACUGUGGCCACUCUGCUUAUGACGGACCAUUCUGUAAGAAAGAGAUUUCGGCACUCUUGGAAGCCGGGACAUCAUUGGCUUACGAUUUCCACGAAUCUUAUGGCAUUGGCAAAAAUGUCAGCAGCCCUUUAUCAGCUAUUUACUCAGACAUGACGCUUUCAAGAGAGAACAUUGAGUUCAGCUUUCGAACCACCCACACUCCAAGUGUGCUGCUUUAUGUGGACUCCUAUUAUGAGGAAUAUAUAGCUGUGGUUUUGUGCAGUAAUGGGAACCUUCAGAUCAGAUACAAGCUGGAUAAUGAUAAAGACGCCGAUAUCUUCAGCAUCGAUAGUGGAAAGUUGGCAAAUGGACAACUCCACAAUGUGAAGAUUGAUCGGGAAGGGAGAGAUGUCUAUGUUCAGAUUGAUCAGCUCCCAACAUUGAGGUUCAAUCUGUCAUUAGGAACUGAUUUAGAGUUCAAUGGCAUGAGAUCCCUGAUCCUGGGCAAGAUCAUGGACACUAGUGGGCUAGACAAGGAGCUCCUAAGAACAAGCACUUGGGGAUUUAUUGGCUGCCUUUCUACCGUCCAGUUUAAUGGGAUCACACCACUGAAGGCUGCCUUACGUCAUCCCAACAGAGCACCAGUCACUGUCAAGGGCAAUUUGGCUGAGUCGAGGUGUGGAGUUUCAGGAUCAGCUGGUUCAAGGGCAAUCACCACAGCCCAUCCGCUUGCAGAUCACCCAGGGGAAAUUGAGGAGGGUAAGCUUCUAACGAAUGCAAUGAGGAGUGACUCAGCAGUCAUUGGAGGUGUGAUAGCGGUGGUUAUCUUUGUCAUCCUCUGUGUCAUUGCUGUAAUGGGACGCCUACUGUACAGGCACAAAGGCACAUAUCGUACCAAUGAAACAAAGGGGGUGGAAUAUGCUGAGAAUACUGACACCACUCUGAAGAACAAUGCCAAUUACCAGGACUCCAUUAGUGAAGGCAAGAAGGAGUAUUUCAUCUGACAGUGGUACAGGCCCUUCUCAUUACCACCGAUAUAACAGAAGAUUAAUAACACUAACAGCUGGGACUUGCUGUCUGUGCAAUGAGUUAGCUCUAGAUUCCGCAUUCUAAAUGCUCAAAUGCUAUGUUCAAAGUAUUGUCACAGGACAAAUGACUGGUUUACACUUCUGUUCACCUUAUCAGAACAGAGAUAUAACCUAUUGUUUCCUGCUAACUCUAGGUCAGCUCAGGGGAGUAGAAAUAAGACUUUUGUAAAUUCUAUAUAAAGACAGCAGAGAAAAAAUUACCAUUAUAUAAAACACAUGAAAAAAUAAGCGGCUGUUAACUUUUAUUUUCUGUUUGACUCCAUUUGCUCUCCUCCCACCCAUUUUAUAUUUUUUACCCCCACCUAUUUGGUGCAAACACAAUCUGGGGAUAAUUCCUAACAACCCUGUUAUAACAUCAAUAACAACUUGCGUUUACAGCAUGCCUUUAUCAUUGUAACAUAUCCCAAGGUACUUAAAUCCCAAUUUUCAUCAUAUUUGACACAGAGCAACCUAAGAUGAUAUCAGGACAGGUUACAGUCGAGGCAAUUCAGGACAGGCAGUAAAUGCUGGCCCUGUCAGUGAUGCCCACAUCAGAUGAGUGAGUCACAACCAAAAGCUUGGUUGAAGAGGGAUGCUUCAAGGCCAGUCUGAAAGGAGGAGGGAAGGAGUGGCAGAAAGUUUUAGGGAAGGUAUUCCAGAAUUUAGGAGCUGAAGACACAUCUGCCAAACUGAGUUGUAAUUAAAAUCGAAGAUGUGCAAGAGGCCAGAGUUGGAGGCAUUACAAAGAGUUGUGCAGAUGGUGGUGUUACUGAUAUACGGAAUUGUGAAACUCCAGAGAGACUUCUUACCCAAAGUGAGAAUCUUCACCCAGGUCACUUUACCACGAGACCUAAAGGUUUCAAAGUCCAUGCGGACUAGAUUUGCUUUCUCUUGAGUAUGGAUGGUGCUAUGAUUUUACUGAGGUUUCAAAGAUGAUUGAUGGAGUUGAUAUUAAGGGAAAAUAAUUAUUUCAUCUGUCCAGAACAAGGCCUUCACUUUCAAGUUCAAGCUGAGCCUUUCCGGGGUGAUGCCAGGAAAUGCCUUUUCAGAGAAAAAUGGGCAUGGAAAUCUGUAAUAAAGAUAUUAAGGCUGGGGGGAUUGGACAAUUGAAAACAUUAAAAUCAAGGUGAAUACAUUUUUGAUAGGUUAAUGGCAUUGAGUUGUAUGGAACCAAGGCAGUUGUGAGGUCAAGAUACAGAUUAUACUUGGUCUAACUGAAUGGUGGAACAGAUUUGGGGGCCUGAAAGACUUAUUCUUGAUCCAGCCACAUACGUCUUCAUAACCAAGCAGACCUGAUAAGCACAUACACUUGUAAAGAUGUGCAGGAAUCCUAACAUCUUCCCUCUUCUUGAGUGCUAAGGUCAAAAUUUGAUGCCUAGUUUUCUCAUCUAGUUGAAAUCAACUAUCUCAAAACAGUCUAAGAUUCAACAUCUUCUGAUGAGACAGAGAUCCUGUGGCAAGAAAAUUGGUAACUCAAGCCAACAGUGUACAAGGUAAGCAGAAUGAAACGACCAUCAUGAGCUGCAGAAUGUACAGGUAGAUCUUGGAAUUAGUUAUGUAGAGCAAUUGAAGUCCAGGAUUUGGGGAAUGGUAGCAUUAAGAUCCUCUAAUACCAAUGCACAAAAAAAGCUCCCGAGUUUACAUUUAUCAUUUCUUGCAUAAUGGUAAUUUUUCACUGCUUUUAUUUAAUUCCAUUUUAUAAAAAUCUUGGGUCUAAUCCUAUGACCUGACCUCAAUAACAUCUGUAAAAUUAAUACUUUUGUUUGUAAAUGACUGACUAUCUAGCGACGUAAUAACACGGGAGGUCUUCGCUCUCCAGGAUUGUGUGGUGCCAGAUGAGUUGAGUUCUUAGUACCAUUAUUCAACAUAUUUAACUCACCCAUAUAUAUAUACAUGUAAAUUAUUUUCAUGCCGUACUGCAGAAAUCAAUACCAAGCACAAACUACUUUGUCAGAAUAUCAUACAGAGAGGAAGUAAGACAGAAAUUUCACUCCCUAUUUUGUUUCCCUAAAACUUUAUGUGAAUAUACGUGAAUGACAGACAGGAAAAAGAAAGCGUUGGUCAAUCAGCCAUAUUCCAUAUCAAUGAUAAUGUGAUCUCCCAAGCCCUUCCCCUCUUGUACAUCCUGUUUCCUCUUCCUACACACUGGGGCUGCAAAUCCUCUGGGAGAUACACAAAAACAGAGAGGGAGCAAUGAAAUGGAGCUUUAAUUUAAUCUGAUUGCUUGCCUCUAACACAUCGUCUGAAAGUUUUCCUAUGAGGUGGAACAAUUCUGAGUAAAUAUUCCAAAUGCUACUAAUGGUUUUGUAAGCAAGUUCACAAUGGUUACCAUUACUUGGCUUUUUUUUACUGCGAUUGUUCUGAGCCAUUUGACCUCAGAUAUCACUAUGGUUACAACACAGCCCUCAGCAGCAAAACAUUUGAUGAAUUAUGAAAAGGGUAUGUUGUGAAUGAGGUAUCAUAGCACAAUCCCAUUAAACUUGCAAACAAUAAAAUCUUCAGAACCAAAACUUUAUGUUGAGUAGAAGCGAGACCCUGAUUCAAUUGAAUUGAGAUGUGGCCUGAAUUGAUUAAAUAUCUGAAUUACGUCCAAUGUUAUUUGUUAGGUAGAUGUAGGAUUUGCAAAAUUAUUGUCGAGGACUGCAAGUUGAUUGGAAUUGAAUUGAAUUAACUUUAUUUUCACAUAUACUCACAUGAGUAUCUUAGGUACAAAUUCUUAGGGAAAAAAUUGAAAAAGAAAGAAAUAGAAAGUUCAGCACUAUAAACCUUCGGAAGUGUAAAAUCAUAAUAAUAAAUUUGAUAAAUUAAUAAAUAAAAGUUCAGAAUGAUAGUCCUUCUGCGAUAUUAUUAUCAAGAAAAUCAGAAGAAUUUUUUAGAAAAGAGAAUUUAAGGCGAAUUCCACUUAGUUAUGUGUUUUCUUCAGACAAGAGGGAAGAACGAUUGGUGGGAAAAUGAGUUGUUACCUUUUAUGAGUGAAAUUUUGAAAAUGGCCUGAAAGCUAAGACAGAUACCUGGCGAAUUUGUAAAUAACGGCACAUCCCAAGUAAAUCUCCUCACUCCUGCUCAAAUGUUGAUACUCUCCCAAGUACUGGUAUUGCUGAACCAAUAUGAUCACAUUCCUCUCAAAUAUUGAUGCAGUCCUAUUGGCUUGCUGCAAAUUUUGGUACACUGCCACGAAUUCCAAGCAACACCAACACAGCACUAUUCCCAGCUUCUAAUAUUUUUCAAACUCCCAAUGUAGUCCGAAAAUAUUGACAUGACAUGAAUAAUGUUUAUCAAAUAUCAAAACAAUAUGGAAACAUCACCUUCCACCACUCCAAGUUAUUAAACAUAGACCCAGUAACUCACGCAAAUACUGUCGCUCUAAUGAUUAAACUUAGUUAAUCAUAACAAACUCCACUUAACUGGCUGCAAGUGUUGAAUAUUCCCAAAUUUCAAUUUUCUAUUUCAAAGUAUCUCAUUCCACUCUCCAAGAAGAUGCCUUGCCUCCCUUGCUUGGAGAAAGAGUGUAACUGAAAGGAGCAUGUCAGAUCUUCACCAGUGAGUAACUAAUGUCCAGAAUGGAUUUUACCAAUUAAGUGAAUAAAACCAGUGUAUCGGGAUCACAUAAGAGAUGACUAGAUAAUGCAAAGGGAACACGAAAGAGUGAGAUUAAAUACCUUCUUCAUCUGAAUUCAUCUCGCUCGGACAUCAUGCUGAUUGAUUCAUACCACAAGUACAGAGCUUGUGAACGAAACAAAAAUGCUACCUGUAAUAUAAUGCUACAGAACACCACAUCCUAGACUAUUGGAGUACAAAAAGGGCAUAGGGCUCCAGAGGCAUUUUCUGCAAAUAUCAUCACUUCCCAAGAAAACACAAGCUAAUGCUAAAUCUUUCUUGCUGUCUUGAGUGUAUGUAUGCUGAUUGCUCCCUUUACGAGCUACUGCCAUGUCCAUCUUCAAGCACUUAUGACAAGCUGCGAGGACAUUCUUUUUUUCCAUUGGUAUCCUCUUCUGUUGAUUUUUUGAAGUCAUCGUUACUGAGAGAGAGAUUUUGUAACUGUCUUUCAAAAGAGCAGACUUUCCACAAAGUCAUCCGCUUCUAAGCGUGUUUAGCCCUGUAGCCAAUGGACUUUAUGGGCUGGAAGUUCAUUUUGAGUGGCCUUGCAUUGUUGCACCAUUUUACUCCAAUAUUUAUUUAUUAACUUUUACUAAAGUAACAAAGAACAACUAAUAUGAUAUUACCCUUUGCAUAUGACUGCUAAGACAGGUUUCUAUCCCGUCAUGUUGGUUUUGCAUCAAAUGCAGUUCAACUCACAAAAAUAACAGGGGAUUUCAUAAUCCACAUCCCCAGCAGGGGUAGCAUAGGCCCUGAAAUGACAUGAAGAAAUUGCAGAUGCACAUUUAUUUUGUCCAUUGAGUUGUGAAAGCAGCUGCCAUAUAAAAUGAAGUAAAUGUAAUGAAAGUCACCACAGCCCUGCACUCCCAUCAGAGAGACAACUAGUGGUGGUUUAACCUGAGGGUCACCACAUCUCAGGCAAGGGGCGAGGUUGAGAAGGAUGGACGUUCCUGGUGACCUUAGCCAGUACAAGAAUUGAACCUGCAUUGUCACCAUCACUCUGUAUUGCAAAACAACCGUCCAGCUAACUGAGCUAACUGACACCCACUGUCACACAGCACAUACCAAGGACAAUUCUUCGUCAUUCCUGGGUGACCUAACUCUCGUUCUUUAUCACAGUUAACUGACCACAUCUUCUUACAGUGUAAGUAAUAGAUUUAAGGAAACAAUAUCUGUUUUCAGCAGCGCUGCAGCAAUUUGCAGCUUACCUACAGUGGUGAAUGACAUUUUGGAAGUCAUACCCUGAAAAGGGACAAGAACUGGCAAUGCUGUAUUUCUGUGAUUUAUAUGGCAAAAGUAAAGAUAAUUGUUAGGGAAAGGAUAUUCCUAUUCAUAAAAUUUUAAGUAAUUCAAUGAUAAUUGUGUGUAAAGUGUUUAUUGGCUUUCAUAGUAAUUAGGCAUAAAUUAUAGCUAUUAUGAACAAUAAUUACAUAUAGAAUCACGAAAUGAUACCCACAGAAUGAAAACAUUCAGAACAGAAUGCCUGUGGUUUCUCUUUUGAAGACCUAUCCAAUUAGUGGCAUUGAUUUGUCUUUAAUUAAUAGCCGAGCAAAUCUCUUCACAUUGGUAGUUAUUCAAUUUCCUUUUCAAUAUAUACAGCGGUAACUAUUACUAAUGAUAAACGUAUAUGCAUUGAUAACUAUAAUUAACAAAAUGUAUACAAUAAGAACUGUUAUUGAUAAUUUCACAUAUAAUUACAGUGAAAAUGAAUAAGCGGAGAAUUCACCAUCUCACAGAAUCUGAGGAUCGUUGCCUAGGAGCUCUUUUUUGUGUUCUGAAGAAUACACACAACUUCUCAAACAUUUCUUUCACUGUGGGCUGCAUGAGAAGCCACAUUAAUUUUUCCCAUUUUACCCCAUCCAUUUAGCUGCCAAUAUUCAGGCCUUAACAGAAGUAACUCCUUUCACGGCUUUACCUUGAUUGAGCUGUUCAGCAGGAGAUAUUUGAAAGGCUUCAAGAUUCUCUUUUGAGUAGGGUUGUCCUUGGAGGCAACUGGGAUACCCACGCAUUGAGGACAAAAGAGAGCUCAUCUCUCAAUGUUAAUCAUCUACAUUCUGUGGUAACUUUUAUUCACCUCUGUGCACUUCAUGGAAAUUAAAACUGAGGUUACUAAUCUUUGAAUAGCAACUUCAUUUUCAAAGGCAAAAAAACGGACAUUAAAGGAAUGAAUAUAAAAUGAUCUUAACUUCAUUUACUAUAAUUAAUCCCAAUAGUAACUGCAACUCCUUACAGAGCACAAUCGUAAAAGAUCAGUGGUCAUUAUGCAUCAGCUGAUUUGGCAGGGGUAGAAAUUUUGCAGCAAUCUUUGUUUGGUUUCAUUAGCAAAGAAGAGAAGGUAUUAAAAGAAAAAGAAAACAUAGAAGAUGAAUAUUUUUGUUUGAAGUAUGCUAGAUAUGUACACACAAUCAAGCAAAAAGCCCUUAAAGCAGACACUCCAUUUUGAUUGGAAGUGGAUGACUAUGACAAUAGCAUGCUAACCCAAUCAGCUUCUAGGGACCUCUUAAAGUCAUAAUCCACUCCCCAUCAGUAUCGCCAAAGGACACGCAAGAAUAUUACAUUAGAGAAGUCUAAAUGUUUGGCUGACAACAAAGUAUCUGAUUUGUCUGUGAACUAAUGACUAGUUAUCAAUAGCGAAGGCCUUCAGUCUGCCAAUAACUAUAUAAUUGGUUCUCAGCUGACCAGCUUGGUCAGGUUGAAUAACUUUGACAGAAGCUGUCAGACCUCUGGAACUAAAGGAGUUGUUUUUGCUCUGCAGUAAAUAAUAUCUCAAGCCUGAAGAUGCCAAGGCCAUUUCUGUUGUUCAGUUGCUGUGACUUUUAACUUGAAAAUAAACUUGUGUGGUACAGGAGCUCAGUGCUUAGCACUGCUGCCCCUCAGUGCCAGGGACCUGGUUUGAUUCCAGCCUUGGGUCAUUAUUUGUAAGGAGUUCGCACAAUCUCCCAGUGUCUGUGUGGGUUUCCUCCAGGUACUUCAGUUACCUCACACAGAUAUGCUGUUAAAUAGACUAAUCAUAGCAAAUGCGAGAUUACAGGGAUAGAGUUGGGUUUGGGGGGGAUGCUGUUUGGAGGGUUAGUGAAAACUUGAGCCAAAAGGCCUCUUUCUGUACUGUAGGCAUUCUAAGAAUGCUCUAGCUCAAGGGACUUUUGGGACAGAGCUCCAUUUAAAGUGGAACUCAACAUGCAUUUGGUAAGAGAUAAUGGGAACUACGGAUGCUGGAGAAUCCGAGAUAACAAAGUGUGGGGCUGGAUGAACACAGCAGGCCA